GCAAAAUGUUAUGACAUAACUGCAUCACCUUAAACUAUCUGUGGUGAAUAAUGCUUGCAGCUGAUAAAAUAGAAUGGCUCUUGUGUUGUGAUUUCUGAGAUUAUCUAUCGAAUAAUCAAAAUUAUUCAGUCAUCAAGACUUGUUUUUAUGUGAAAUGUUAAAAACGUUUGACGUCCUCUAUGUGUAUGGAAAUGAAUUUACAAACUUUAUUUCAGGAUUUUAAUCCAAGCAAAUUUGUGGUUCACAGCUGUUUGCUAAUAUUUACUGCGUUAUUAGCUUUAAAGUUAGAUAAUUCGAUAACAUGGUCGUACUGGGCCGUGUUUACUCCAAUAUGGGUGUGGAAAUUUCUUGUGGUUCUUGGUGCCACAGUUGGCACAUAUGUUUGGUGGCAGUACCCUCACUUCAGGUUGGAGGGUGAAGCGUACAUUCAUUACAAAGCUAUGCUGAUAAGUCUUGCCAUUCACUUGAUCCUGCUUAUGUUUGAGCUGCUAGUAUGUGACCAGUUGACCACCAGUCGCCAUGUGUGGAUAUUGGUGUUUAUUCCACUCAUCUUUAUAAGCAUAGUUUCCAUUGCCAUCUGUAUAUGGUCUGUGAAACAUGAUCGCAGCUAUGAGUUGGAACUAUUUUGUGCUGUAAAUAUACUCCAGUUCAUAUUUCUGGCACUGAAGCUGGAUGAGUUCAUCAGUUGGUCAUGGGAGGUUGUGUUUGUACCGCUGUGGAUACUGAUGUGCCUCAGUCUUGUAGGGGUCCUUUACAGUAUAAUAUUUGCUGGGAUCCUACUCCGGACACCCGAGGUGAACAUACAACAGCGGCGUACUAGCUUUAACUCGGCUCUAGCGUACACGUUCACAGUCAUACCUAUAUUGGUGUUUCAGGUGCUAUUAACAAACAAGUUGGACGAUGGCCUGCCCCUCACGUACACAGUGGUGGUCAGCCCGCUAUUCGUCAGCUACGCGACCCUCAUCAUCAUGUCGUUCAGCUCUAAAGGAGGCAAUAAAUGGUGGUUCGGAAUCAGGAAAGACUUCUGUCAGUUCCUUCUCUCAGUAUUCCCACUGCUACAAGAGUACGCGAACAUUGCGUACAAUAACAACGUGAACCGAGGCGCCAAUGUAGUGCCGAGCGAGCCCCCCGAACCGUACCGCGACGACGAAACGCAAAAGAAAGUAAAAGAAAGCAAAAAAUCGCAGAAGAAUCAAAAGAAAAACGAAAUAAUGAAACCAGUAGUGCCUAUAACGAGUAUAGACAUGCCAGAUUGAUGUUUAUAUAGCUCGGUAAGUGCUGAAAUGUGUGUUCACUCGUUAGACGAUACCUUCUGUAUUGAUCGGGCUUCUAAAUAUUACUAUGGAGCAAUAUUAAACAUUGUUAAGUUUGAUAUUAGGGCUAUGCUACACGUUCCCUGUUUAGGUUAACUUAGUGAAAGGAUAUUACAUACAUUGUGUACAUUUUUAUUGUUAUUUCUAUGUAGGCUAAUUCAUUGAUGUUUAUUUUAGUACAGUUUGUUUGUUGCCAUGGCAGCUCGCCUUAUUAAGUUUUGUGUCGUUCAUAUCCCACGAGUUUUUUGUUCACACCAAAUAGCAAUUGUUCUUGCUUAUUAAAUUAAGGUUUUAAUAGACAAUACCAGAUUAUAUCAAUGAAUUAUUUUGGUAUAGUGAAAUAUUUUGGCAUGUUUAUAAUGAAAGUGAUAAAUUUUAAAGUAUUUUGUAGGAGUACCUGUGAAUGAAUUAAUCUCUUAUUUAAUGAAGUGGCUUUAGUAUUAACCUGACAGGUAAUGGUGAUAAUUGUUAGUCAUAUCAAAAUAAGCAAUCUUGCUGUGUAGGUACUAGUUUGGUUGGUCAUCAUCACACGUUCAACUAACCAACAAUUAAAAUCAAUUCAUUCUUUGCCAUUAUUUUUAGACGCUAAAUUUUAAACGUCUCAACAUAGACAUAAGAGAGGCGACCUAUUUAUUUUCAAAAUCGUGUGCUUAGUAAAAUUUAUGUAGAUUAAAAAUUGUAUGUAUAUUUAUGGGUAAAAUAUACCGGAACAUCAUCGCGUUUGCUUUCCUUUUGUUUUGUAUAAAUAAUGAAAUUGAAUUAGUGUAAGGUUUGUUGCAAAUCUUGCCUAGUUUCUGAGAAAAGAAGUAGUAAUUUAAAAAGAGAAUAAUAUUUGUCUUGGAAACAAAGUGAUCGAUUUUAUCUGUGGCUACGGCCCUUAUUAGCGUAGGUUUCAGUAACUAAUUUAAUAGAAAAAUUUAAAAAUGUUCCAAUUUGAAAUUUUUGAAUAAGGAAUUGUAAUGGAAUUCAU
Messenger RNA from Spodoptera exigua (beet armyworm), 2283 nucleotides. The record is from the annotation of a GenBank genome assembly. Lineage: Eukaryota; Metazoa; Arthropoda; Insecta; Lepidoptera; Noctuidae.